AACACCAGCGAGGCGGGGAGCCCCUCUGGCCGGGCUGCCGCUUGGUUUUGGGUCGUUUCUUGGAAUAAUCGGAUCAAACUUGAUAGAAAACAAAAGGCAAAUGCUGGUUGCAUCGAUCGUCUUCAUCAGCUUUGGUGUCAUUGCUGCGUUCUGCUGUGCCAUAGUAGACGGUGUCUUUGCUGCCAGACACAUAGACCUGAGGCCGCUGUACGCGGGGCGAUGUCAGUACUACUCCAAGAGCACGACCCCGCCUGAGGCGAUCUGUCACCCACAACGCCGUGCCCCCUGCACACCAAAAAUAAAAACCAAUACCUGCUUCUGCUGUGACCUGUACAACUGUGGGAACAGAGUGGAGAUUUCUGGAGGCUACUAUGAAUACAUUGAUGUCAGCAGCUGCCAGGACAUCAUCCACCUUUACCACUUGCUCUGGUCAGCAACAAUUCUGAACAUAGUGGGGCUAUUCCUGGGGAUCAUUACAGCAGCAAUCCUUGGAGGCUUUAAAGACAUGACUCCUUCCCUCCCUACGCUGAACUGUACGGUUGAAAAUGCACACCCUUCAGUGACCUACUACUCAAGGCCACAAGUGACAUCUUACAACACCUACUACCACAGCACUCCUCACCUGCCUCCCUACUCUGCAUAUGACUUUCAGCAUUCCAGCGUGUUUCCAGCCUCCACUCCCUCUGGCCUCUCCGAUGACCCCCAGUCCAUGUCGCCAUCUCCCAGCUAUAUGUGGGCCUCUAAUGCGCCGCCUCGUUACUCGCCACCGUAUUUUCCCCCUUUUGAAAAGCCACCACCUUACACACCAUAAAGAAUGUGGGAAAGAAGACAAAAAUGCUUGCCAUCGAAAUAAUUGUGAACAUUUUGUAUUUAUAUUUUACUGUGGGAGGCAGCAGGAGGAUAGAUACAGAACAGAAUUGCAAAUACAAAUAUUAGAUUGGACUGUUCUUUCUUGCGAGACUUUGUUUCAGAAGUUCAACAAUGGCCUGUGACAGAGGGGACAGACUGCUGAUGUUUUAAAGUGUUGGUGAGUAGCAGGUGACCUAAAUGUCAGCCUCUUUGGUUCAUGUAGUCCUUGAUUUUUAAUAAAGUGAUCCAACACAGAUGACAGAUUCUGGUCUGCCUUACUCCAUCUUGUGCCAAGCUGAAGUAAGGGCAGCCAGGAUCGAUAGGAGCCAGAGACUAUCAGUCUGUUUAAGGUGAGGGUGCUCGCAAACAGUGUGACUCGACACUGGUUUUGUUUGGCCUUCAGGCUCCAAUUGCUGGGAUUUUGGGCAGGGAGGCACAGGACUUGGCUCACAUCACUUGUUGGUUACAGCCUACACACUGGAAAAAUCUUGGGGGAACUGCAACAGUGUCUCAAACUUCAACCCUAUUGAAAAGAGGUAACAUCCUAGGAUAGUCUCGUAGAUUGUAGCAAAAUAACUGGAACAAUGCUUUUUUGAGGGGGGGAAUCUUUAAUAGGCAAGCUGUUUUUAUUUCAGAAUGCUUCUUCAAGUGAAAUGGAAGGUGAAAUGGAGUUGUCUCUCUCUGAAUUCUGUGUAAGUAAAGCUGAAGUCAAGCAUUUUGGGUGGUUGCACUGCCUAAAUCACCCUUGUAUUCCUAUAAAGAGCAUCAGAAGCUGUCCACAAGUCACUGAAACAGUGCAGUGAAAACAUAAUGUAUUUAUUUAUUUCCCUUUUGUUUGGUUGGGAUUUUUUUUUUAAGCUUGUACUUUUAACUUUUUUAAUGGACUGAAUCAGCUCCCUGAAUAAGCACUGUUUUAGUAGCUGUUUUAUGGGCUGCACAUAAGGAAUAUCCACUACUUGUUCUCCAAGACAUAAGUCUCACACAGUAAAAUUCAACACCCUGUAAUAUAGGAUGAAACUGAGGAAUUUGCAAUUACUGUUGUGACUUUCAUUUAAUCUUCAGCUGAUGACUAUGCUGACUGAUCUAGAUUAAAGCAGAUUUUGCAUGCAUCCUGCAUAACAAAAGAAGGUCAGCUUUGAUAUGUGACACACUGACCUGUAAAGUGUGGUUCUACUCCAGGAAGUGAUUUCAGAUGACAGUGUUCAGAUCUGAGCUGCUCAACCUGAGCAUUCUCAGCUGCUUACUUCAGGGAUACAAAUAAGGUAUUGACAUUUUACUACUUAUUUCCUAAAGAUUUAAUUUCCUUGGCCUCAGUUUGUUGACUCUAAUCCUCAGUUGCCUACCUUUACUUGCAACUGAUGCAGACCAAAAGGCACUUAAGAGGUUAAAUCUGGCUUUCAGAAUCAAAAAGUGGAAUAUAUGCUAGUGGGGUGGGGGAAAAUCCAGCUGGAUUUUAAAUUGUGGCAUCUCCUUUUAAUCUAUU
Messenger RNA from Manacus vitellinus (golden-collared manakin), 2332 nucleotides. RefSeq names its product transmembrane protein 255A (gene TMEM255A). The transcript has 8 exons. Lineage: Eukaryota; Metazoa; Chordata; Aves; Passeriformes; Pipridae. The coding region runs from base 101 to 811 and encodes 236 amino acids. The record is from RefSeq and is a predicted model, not a curated record.